Messenger RNA from Mycena indigotica, 3252 nucleotides. RefSeq lists its product as uncharacterized. The record is from RefSeq and is a predicted model, not a curated record. The coding region runs from base 1 to 3252 and encodes 1083 amino acids. NCBI's taxonomy places the organism in Eukaryota, Fungi, Basidiomycota, Agaricomycetes, Agaricales, Mycenaceae. The transcript is spliced from 7 exons. Gene Ontology annotation, molecular function: RNA helicase activity; ATP binding; nucleic acid binding.
AUGUCAGACAUGGAAGUCAAUCGCAAGAGCACGAAGAACGCGUCAUGUCAAUGGACUUUUGAAUCUUGUGACUCCGAGUCGGACGUGACCGUGACUCGGCUUUUCGCUGAACCGCCAUGGCUCGACGAGACCGUUCUCUUUCACCAGACUCCAGCAACAAGAGGCCAGAGGCAGCCAGCUGGACGAUCUCGCUACGAAGACGAUAGAGCAAGAGACCGCUACAAUGACCGAUAUAGAGACGACCGCCGCCGUGACCACAGGGACUACGAUAGAAGAGAUGACCGCCGACGUUCUCGCUCUCGUGACAGGAGGGACAGGUCAAGAGAUAGGUCAAGAGAACGCAGACCAUCUCCUCCCCCUCGACAAACGACAACUACAACUACAACUUCCACUCCCACCCCCGCACCACCUCCAGAGGACGACAAGAUCAGAGCUAGACGUGAGAAGCUAGAGGCAUGGAAAAAGGAACGAGAGUCGAAGAAGGCUUUGGACGAGGCAAAAGCGAAAGCAAAAGCUAUGGCGUUGGCUGGGAAAUCCGCACCGCCAGACGUCGCUUCUGCACAACCCACCGGUCAACUCAACAGGGCCGCUUUGAAUGGUCUGGGGCUGAAAGGACUGCCGCUCAAACCAGAAGUCAAGGCCAAGUUAAAAGUCAGCGCCUCCAUGGACGACUCGGUUGAGACCAAGCGGAAACUCGAAAUGCUCGGUGAUAUGCCUGCAAUUGACAUGACUAUGGCCGAAGGUGAAGCUAGUGUUGGCGAUUUGGAGAAUGACGACGAUGACGAGGAGGCCAAUAGGAUGGACCAAGCAUCGAAGGCAAAGGCUAAAGAAGCUAUGGACGUUGACGAGGAAGACGAACUCGACCCGUUGGAUGCUUUUAUGAGCGGCGUCAAGGCCGCAGUCAAGCAGGUUGAUCUCGAGGACAUGCAAAAAGCACCUGGCACCCAGGGACGCUCGAAAAUUAGACUGGACGACAGAAUGGCGGAGGAUGAUGCAGUAAAUAUGGAAAUUGUGCCUGAUGAAUUGGACACCACAGAGCUCAAUCCAGAGGACAUCCUUGCUUUAGCUGCAAAAAAGGCCAAAAAAAAGGAAAUUGCCACUGUCGAUCAUUCUCGCGUCAAAUACGAAGCUUUCCGCAAGGAGUUCUAUGUUCCGCCUCCUGACGUCGCAGCCAUGACCGACGAAGAGGCAGACCUUCUUCGACUGGAGUUGGAUAGCAUUAAAAUCCGUGGGAUUGACUGUCCACGACCAGUCACGAAAUGGAGUCAUUAUGGGCUGCCGGCCAGCUGUCUUGAUGUCAUUAAGAGGCUCAAUUACGCAGCUCCAACCUCAAUUCAGGCGCAGGCUGUUCCCGCAAUUAUGUCUGGCAGAGAUGUCAUUGGCGUGGCCAAGACUGGGUCGGGGAAAACUAUCGCUUUCUUGCUACCUCUUUUCCGCCAUAUCAAGGAUCAGCGCCCAUUGGAGCAAAUGGAGGGACCUAUGGCCAUCGUGAUGACGCCUACUCGCGAACUUGCUGUGCAAAUCCAUCGAGAAUGCAAACCGUUUUUGAAGGUCUUGAACUUGCGGGCUGUCUGUGCUUAUGGGGGGUCUCCAAUCAAGGACCAGAUUGCUGAACUGAAAAAAGGAGCCGAAAUCGUCGUUUGCACUCCUGGUCGGAUGAUUGACUUGCUCACCGCCAAUUCGGGACGCGUCACCAAUCUCAAGCGUGUGACCUAUGUCGUUCUGGACGAAGCUGACCGAAUGUUCGAUAUGGGUUUUGAGCCCCAGGUCAUGAAAAUCAUCAACAACAUCCGUCCAGAUCGCCAAACUGUCUUGUUCUCAGCUACUUUCCCAAAACAGAUGGAUGCCCUCGCUCGCAAGAUUCUGCAGAAGCCGCUUGAAAUCACCGUCGGUGGAAGGUCGGUGGUGGCAGCCGAAAUCGAGCAAAUCGUUGAAAUUCGCGACGACGAGUCUAAAUUCAAUCGCCUUCUUGAAAUUCUUGGUCAGAUGUAUAACGAGGACCCCGAAUGCCGCACUCUCGUCUUCGUUGACCGACAAGAAGCUGCCGAUAACCUUCUCCGUGACUUGAUGCGUAAAGGCUACCUCUGCAUGUCUCUCCAUGGUGGCAAGGACCAGGUCGACCGUGAUUCCACCAUUGCGGACUUCAAGUCAGGGGUAGUGCCCAUCGUCAUUGCAACCUCGGUUGCUGCGCGAGGAUUGGACGUCAAGCAAUUGAGAUUAGUCAUCAACUACGAUGCGCCGAACCACAUGGAAGACUACGUUCAUCGUGCUGGUCGGACGGGUCGAGCGGGCAAUAAAGGAACGUGUGUCACGUUUGUUACGCCAGACCAAGAUCGCUAUUCCGUCGACAUUUACCGUGCUCUCAAAGCCAGCAAUGCUCCUGUGCCCAAGGAGCUCGAGGAAAUGGCGAACACUUUCCUCGAGAAGCUCAAGACGGGCAAAGUGCAAGCUUCGGGGUCUGGUUUUGGUGGUAAAGGAUUGGAUCGGUUGGACCAGGAGCGAGACAACAAGGCAAGAGCGGAGCGUAAAGCAUAUGGAGAGGAGGCAACGGUGCCAGAAGAAAAGGUGUCGGCAGCGGAGGAGUCAACAGCCAAGGCUACCGCCUCCAGUGCGGACGAUAUGACAUUUGGCACAUUCAAGGUGGAAAUCAAGCGCGGCCCCGCGCCAGACUCGUCCAAGAAUUUGGCCGGCGUUUCGUCCGCUAUUGCUGCUGCUCGCCGCCUUAUUCAAGCCAAGGAGGAAGAGCGUCUACAAGCUCAACUCAAAGUCGCCGAGGAAGCAGCCGCACGUGCUGGGAAAGAUACUCCUGCCCAUAAACAGGCACUCAGCGUGCUUGCUAAGCUCAAUGCCCAAAUGCGUGCCUCCAAGCUGCAAUUACAGACUGCUCUCCAGUCGGACGACAUUAGUGGCCGGAAGGGCAACCCGGACGCCAGCGACUUCCAUGCUAUCAUUCCAAUCAACGACUACCCUCAGAAAGCCAGAUGGCGUGUUACUAAUAAGGAGACGAUGGUACAGCUUAUUGACAUGACUGGAGCCUCGGUCACUAACAAGGGAAUCUACUAUGACCCUGGCAAAGAGCCCCCGAUGGAUGGGCCUCCCAAACUCCAUCUGCUUGUCGAAUCCAACGAGGAGUACCGUGUGGAACAAGCCGUGAGAGAAAUCAAGCGGCUGCUCAUCGAAGCUUCUGCGGCUGCUAUCCAAGCGGAAGCUCGCAAUCCAACUGCGACGUCAGGCAGAUACAGCGUCUUGUGA